AUGUCGGGUUCCUUCUGGAAGUUCAGUAAUGGGUUCACUUCCCUAUCAAAUAUAUCUACUUUGUUAGAGAACUACUCCACAAAGAGUGAUAGGGAGGCGCUGCCGAGAGCCAGAGGAUUCGACGUACUCUUGAAAUUGUUGGAUGAGAAUGAUCUAUUACAGGAGUUGUUAUCGAACAACUCCAUGUUGUUGGAGUUUUUGCGAGAUAAUGAUAUAUUAGGCAUGUUAGUGGACUUGGUGAUUCAAGAUGGAGUAAUAGAUGAUGAGCUUAGCAUGGAGUUGUCGACGCUACAACUAAAGGAGAAGGAGGGACAAGACGCGGAACUUACCGAAGAGACUGACGGCGAUAAUAGCAAGCGACUGGGAAAGUCAAAACACUCAUCAAAAGAAGACGAGAAGGAAGAACAGGAUGUCGAAGGAGAGGAUAAGGACAAAGAACAGAAUUUCGAUGAUGAAAACGACGACGAUGAAGAAGAAGAGGAAGAAGACGAAGAUCAUGAAGAAGAAGAACAAGACGACGAAGAAGAGUUUGAGGAAGAAAGGGCUACUAGGCGAGCUACUUUGGCUGCUGAAAUACUCAGUGCUGAUGUAUGGUCCUUGACGGAUACGGUCAUGGAUUCUACUCAGAACUUGAAUCGACUUUGGUCGAUCCUAGACUCCAAGGCACCUCUUUCGUUGAGUCUUUCGACGUAUUUCAUGAAAAUUAUGGAGCAUUUGCUAGACAUGAAAUGUGAUGAGAUGAUCAACUAUCUUGUUGAUAAUCAGCCAAACUUGGUUGAAAAGUUUAUGAACCAUUUAUCAAACCCUCCUUUAAUGGAUUUCCUAUUAAAACUAAUUUCUACUGAUAAACCAGACAACUCAACUGGCAUAAUAGACUUUUUACAGAAACAGAAUUUAAUUCCUCUUUUGAUUGAUGCUUUGGAUACUUCUGAGAGAACCGAUGAGGACCCAGAGAUACUAUUAGUUCAGCAAUCAUCUGCUGCUGAUUUCUUAAAGGCACUCAUUACUAUUUCGGCAAAUUCAACGACUGACAACUCAACAAUUGGACCAAAUGAAUUGACCAGAGAAUUAGUUUCUUAUGAAGAAAUUGAUCGUCUAUGUAACAUAAUGUUAAAAGGAGGCUAUGCAUUAGCAAACGGUGUUGGGAUAAUUAUAGAAAUCAUUAGAAAGAAUAACUCUGAUUAUGACAUUUUACCUGUGCUUUAUAUAACAUUAGAGAGUCAUCCUCCAACAAGCAGAGAUCCUAUUUACUUGGGCCAUUUAUUAAAGGUGUUCGGGUCUAAGAUUGAUAAGUUUGCAAGUCUCUUGACUAAAAAGAGAGAUGGUGAGAAAUUGAAAACACCAUUUGGAGAGAUUGAACCUUUGGGUUUUGAAAGGUUUAAAAUUUGUGAGUUGAUCGCCGAAUUGCUUCAUUGUUCUAACAUGGCUCUUUUAAACGAUAACAAGGGCUUUGACGUUGUUAAGGAAAGAGACGAGCUAAGAAAUAAGAUGAAAGAAUUCGAUCCGAUUAGUUUCAAAUAUAAUGAAGUAAUCACAUUACCUGGUGAUGAGAACAAAAGAGACGACAAUUAUGCGAAUGAUACAAUUGAUUCCUUCAAUGCAAACUUACAGGAAGAUGAAGAAGACUCAUUGAUUCAAAAUAACCAAAAUAUUGAUGAAGAUGAACCUCAUGCUAAUGCUAACUUAACUGAAGAGCAGAUUAGAUCACAGCCAGUGAUUGGGGAUUUUUUGAAGAUUGCGUUAUAUGAUACUCAAAUAAUUUCGACAAUCUCUUCAAUGUUUUAUAAAUUUCCUUGGAAUAACUUUUUACACAAUGUUGUGUUUGACAUUGUUCAACAAGUUUUGAAUGGAUCAAUUGAUAUUGGCUUCAAUAAGUUUUUAGCUAUCGAUAUAUUUCAUCUGGGUGAUAUAACAAACAAGAUCAUAGCAGGUCAAGAAAUGUGCAAUGAAUACGAAAAAGCUCAUAAUGGAUUGAGGUUGGGAUAUAUGGGUCACUUGACUUUAAUUGCCGAGGAAGUAGUUAAGUUUAUUCAAAUUUAUCCAACCAACACGUUGAGUGAAUUAAUCGAUCAAAAAGUUCAGGAAGAAUCUUGGCAGGAUUAUGUAAAUCAUAUCUUGUAUGAUACGAGAGAGAAAUAUAAUGCCAUCUUGGGCGGAGGAGAGGAAGAUGAAGAUGAAAUGUCGAAUACAUUUGAUGAAGGAACAGGAGAAAUAAUUGAUGAGGCCGAAUUUAGUUCGGGCCUAAACCUCGAUCCUAGUGUCGAUCAUGAUAUUACUGGAAGUGGUUUUGAUGAAAGCAUGCCAGGAGCUUCCAAUGAUUCUGAUGAGGAUGGUGAUGGUGAAGCAGAUGAAAAUGAUGAAAAUCAAAGAGAAGGCGAAGCUCUGAAUCGAUUUAGUUCCAGCGACGAAUCCGAGUCAGAAGAUGACGAUGACCAUUUUAGUAAUUACAUGUCUCAGCAACUUACGAAUACUGCUUCCACGGAAAUCGUGUCAAGCGUAGAAUCACCAAAUGAGGACGAUUUAGGAAGAAAUGCACAUUUACCUUCUUUUACUUCUAGAGGUCAUAAUAAUCAUAAUGAUGACAAUAGCAUUAAUUUUAAUGAUGACGACGGCGAUUAUGACGAAUAUAUUGAUCCUAAUGAUGAUGGGUUAUCUUACAAAAAAUCUAACCCUUUAUAUGACUCCAAGGGUUCUUUAAUUAACAUCGAUGACGAAAUUUCAAGCGGAGGUUCGAGCUCAAGUUCGGAUGAUGACGAUGAGCUUAGAAUCGAUGACGAGAAUGACGAAAUAAAUAAGAUCACUUCCAAUAAUAGACUAACCAGAUCUGCAAGCAAGAGCGAAUAG
Messenger RNA from Priceomyces carsonii, 2844 nucleotides. RefSeq lists its product as uncharacterized. Gene Ontology annotation, molecular function: protein phosphatase binding; protein phosphatase regulator activity. Lineage: Eukaryota; Fungi; Ascomycota; Pichiomycetes; Serinales; Debaryomycetaceae. The transcript has a single exon. The record is from RefSeq and is a predicted model, not a curated record. Gene Ontology annotation, cellular component: cytosol; nucleus. The coding region runs from base 1 to 2844 and encodes 947 amino acids.